GCAGCGAAUGCCCUGCUGCCUGCAAGCCAGUCAGGCAGGAGUGGAGGAACAAAAGAGGAUUACUUCCCCCUUUCUCCCUGUGUGAGCUUUUGUGCUUUUCCCCAGCAGCCUCAGAAGGGCUGAUCUCUCCACCUCCUCAAUGCCUCCUGCAGCUCUGUGAGGGAGGCAGAGUUGUAGCUUCACUGGCCCUAGCUGUCUCCAGGAUGCAUCGGAUGAUGAAAGAAGAAUCCAGUUACAGAACAAGCAGCCUUGAAAAUGCAACUCAAGAGCAGAGCAAAGAAAAGCUGCACAUGAAACUCUGCAGUGGGUCCUGCCAUGCUGAGCAAAUCCUCCGGACUCUGAACUCCUACCGGCAGAGCGGCAUCUUCACGGACGUGGUGCUCUUGAUUGAUGGGCAGGAGUUCCCCUGCCAUCGGGCCACCUUGUCAGCCAACAGCACCUACUUCCGGGCCAUGUUCAGUGGUAGUCUCAAGGAAGGCCACCAAGACAUCAUCAACAUCCAGAAGAUCUCUGCCUCCACCAUGAGCCUCCUCCUGGACUAUAUGUAUGGGGGAAACAUAGUCAUUCAGGAAGACAAUGUUGAAGACAUCUUAGAGCUGUCCGACUUGCUUCAGAUCUCCAAGCUCACAGAUGCGUGUGUCACUUUCCUUGAAGGCCAGCUUCACCCGUGCAACUGCUUGGGCAUCCUGAAGUUCGCCAACUCAUUCUCUAUCGCCUCCCUGGCUGAGAAGAGCAGGAGGUUUAUGCUAGAAGGCUUCGUGGAGGUGUCAUGUCAUGAGGAGUUCCUGGAGCUGAGCGUGAAGGAGCUGGUCAAGUAUCUGUCAGAUGAGCAGCUGGUAGUCCCCAAGGAGGAAGUGGUCUUCGAAGCGGUGAUGCGGUGGGUACGGCAUGAUGUUGCCACCAGGAAAGGGGCUUUGAAGGAUCUCCUUGAGCACGUGCGCCUCCCUCUGCUGGAUCCCAUGUACUUCCUGGAAAAGGUUGAAAUGGACGAGCUCAUCCAGGACUCCAAGGAGUGCAUCCCUUUACUGCACGAAGCACGGAAGUACUAUAUCCUUGGGAAUGAAGUCAGCUCCCUGCGGUCAAGGCCUAGGAGGUUCAUGGAAUUAGCAGAAGUCAUAGUAGUUGUAGGUGGCUGUGAUAAGAAAGGCCUCUUGAAGCUCCCCUUCACUGAUAUGUACCACCCGAAGAGCAGGCAGUGGACAGCACUCUCUAGCGUGCCAGGAUACACCAAAUCGGAGUUUGCAGCCUGCACCCUAAAGAAUGAUGUGUAUAUAUCAGGAGGGCACAUCAACAGCAGCGAUGUUUGGGUGCUGAGCUCCCAGCUGAAUGUCUGGAUCAAAGUUGCCUGUCUGCACAAGGGCAGAUGGAGGCACAAAAUGGCGACUCUUCAGGGCAAGAUCUACGCAGUGGGGGGGUUUGACGGCUUUUACCGCCUGGCCAGCGUGGAAUGCUACGAUACAUUCUCCAACAGCUGGUCGGCCGUUGCCCCUUUGCUGGAAGCAGUGAGCUCGGCGGCUGUGGUCCCCUGUCUGAACAAGCUCUACGUGAUUGGGGGUGCUGUGGAUGACAGCGCAAACACAGACAAGGUCCAGUGCUAUAAUCCUGAGGAGAACAAAUGGACAUUCCUGUCUCCCACUCCCUUCUAUCAGAGGUGCAUUAAUGCUGUCUCCUUGGACAACAUGAUUUACGUUGUGGGUGGACUCCUGAGUAAAAUCUUCAGAUACGAUCCCAGGAAAGACACCUGGAGAGAAGUGGCUACUCUCCCAGGACCUCUGGAGAGCUGUGGGGUGACGGUGUGCGGUGGGAAGAUCUACAUCCUGGGUGGCCGGGAUGAGAACGGGGAAGGCACGGACAAAGCUUUCACUUUUGACCCAGCGACAGGGAAUGUGGCACAGCAACCCCCGCUGCAACGCUGCACCAGUUACCACGGCUGUGUUACUGUUCUCCAACGUGUGAGCAGAUGACCCUGUCGCUUCCUUCCCCUCCCCAGGAAGAAUCCCCCUGGAGAAGGCAGUUACGCUCAGUGCCAAAAAAUGACCCUCUGUCCUGUUCAUUAUUAUUAUGUGCCAGUCUGUGUGGAAGAGCAACGUCAGGUGACCAAUUCAGGCAGGAAGGAAGGUGGGGGUCAGGGGAGUCACGACUGCAAAUAUUAAGUAAUUGCUUUCAUUGUUUUGGUGGAGGCAAAUGCUGCUUUGUGCUGGGGGAGGAGGCAUGUGGGCAGUGCAUAACAUACGGGGCAGGGAAUACUGCGCUAAGACCGUGCCCUCCAGUAGGUCUCAAGUAAAGCUCGUCAGCAAUUUUCUGACAAAACGUAUUUUUUUUUGGUCAGAACCAAAACCAUUGGCAAAAUGGCAUCUGAUUCGACAGACUCUGAAAACGUUUGGUUUAAAAAAAGGAAAGUUCCAGUUGUUCAAGACUAAGUGAAUUUUUGCUUGUAAAUUUUAGUCAGUUUACACCCACACACACGGAAAAAAGGUCGCAUUCUGCACAAAACCCUUUGAAAUUAUAGAAACAGUUAAAAUGAUUUGAUCUGAUUUUUUUUUAUUUUUAUUAUUAUUAUUAUUAUUAUUAUUUUUCAAUUUGUGAAAAAUUUUGAGAUUUUUUGCCUUUUUUUAAUCCCCAUUUGGGAUGGGGGAAAACAUUUCAAAAUGUCAAAACUUCUGAAGUGUCUGCAAGGUAUCUGAUUCUAUUUAAUGACCUUUAAUCAGCUCAGCCCUACCAGGUAUCUGCUUAAGACAAGAAAGGUUUCACUAUAGAUUCCAGUUCCCCAGUUCAUUACAACCUGAGGCCUUGAACCUGCAGAGAUGUCUGUACAUGCAACCCAGUGGGAAGGUUAAGAUUCUGUCAUGGGUAUUUUUAGUAAAAGUCAGGGACAGGUUGUGGACAAUAAACAAAAAUUCACGGAAGCCUGUGACCUAUCCCUGAUUUUUCCUAAAAACACCUGGACAAGAGGGGGGACAAACAAAGUGCUGCUGGGCCUUGCAGCUACUCAGCCUCGCUGCUGUGUCUGUGGCAGGGGCUGACCCACAAGGGCUGAUCCAACUCCGGCUGCUGCUCUGGCGGUCCAGGGACUGCUGCUUAGCUGUUCCGGCAGCCCCUGGGGCUGACCACUGGCCCACUGUUCCAGUUGCCCCAGAAUCCAUGACCUCCAUGACGGAAUUGUAUCCUUACCCUUGGUCAAGGUGUGUUAUGUCUCCCUCUCUUCCCAAUCUACAGAGGGUAAGAGUGCAUUACAGUCCUGGCUAGCGAGCCUGGCUCUUAGCUCAAGCUGUACAGAUUUGUCCUUUUAGCUGUGGAGGGCUUUGGUUCCAUUCCUUGAGCCAGCCAAGAGAGCAGCCAUCAUGCAUGCAGAGUUUACAAGCUGAUAUUUGGUCCUAUUGACUUUGGACAUCUGGGCCUGACUUUAGACUAGAUACCUCAGGCAGAAUUCUCAGCUGGACCCCUGACAAAAUUUUCUACUAAAAAAAAAAAAAAAAAAAAAAGCGUAAAUCUUUUGUUCCAGUUCUGGGUUGAGCCAACAUGUUGGACACAGUUGUUCUCCCCUGCGGUCCCCUCCCCGCUCAUGCCUUAGGUUGCCUCGUGCUGCGCUCCCUCCCAUGGGAGGAGUGGUGUGAAGAACUGAAACACGGCAGGUGGUGGAACACAGCUUGGCUUAGAUGUAGGUUGAGCUGGCAAUUAGAAAAAAGGUCUUUUCACUUGUAAACUUAGAAGACUUGAUGCACAGCUCCUGAGAGACAAUAAUCACAGAGCCCCGGGAUGCCUCUUCUUCAGAGAAGAACUACACUUUCAGGUCAUGUCCUUAACCCAUUGCUGGAAUGGAUGGUUUCUGAUUGGCCCAUCGAGGGGAGAGCAUUGUCCAAUGAGGUUAGGACUUACAGUGGCUCCCCGAAUUCUGUGCUGGGUCUCUGACUUGUGCCUCUUAGAAACUCCAAAGUACUUGGUGUCACGUGACCUAAACCCACUUCCAGCAUCCCCCUGGUUGGGUUUGAAGGCCCCUAUGUAAGGAGGCCAUAAAUGGAUCACAUAAUUGUUCAAAGUUAGGUUUCAGAGUAGCAGCCGUGUUAGACUGUAUUCGCAAAAAGAAAAGGAGUACUUGUGGCACCUUAGAGACUAACAAAUUUAUUUGAGCAUAAGCUUUCGUGAGCUACAGCUCAC
Messenger RNA from Dermochelys coriacea (leatherback sea turtle), 4155 nucleotides. RefSeq names its product kelch like family member 35 (gene KLHL35). The transcript has 7 exons. Bases 204 to 1964 code for a protein of 586 amino acids. Gene Ontology annotation, molecular function: protein binding. The record is from RefSeq and is a predicted model, not a curated record. NCBI's taxonomy places the organism in Eukaryota, Metazoa, Chordata, Testudines, Dermochelyidae.